Messenger RNA from Monopterus albus (swamp eel), 587 nucleotides. Its product is annotated as olfactory receptor 52N5-like. Gene Ontology annotation, molecular function: odorant binding; olfactory receptor activity. Gene Ontology annotation, biological process: G protein-coupled receptor signaling pathway; detection of chemical stimulus involved in sensory perception of smell. NCBI's taxonomy places the organism in Eukaryota, Metazoa, Chordata, Actinopteri, Synbranchiformes, Synbranchidae. Gene Ontology annotation, cellular component: membrane. The annotation marks the transcript as partial. The transcript is spliced from 2 exons. The record is from RefSeq and is a predicted model, not a curated record.
AGUACUAUACCUUAUCCAUUAUGUCUUACAACAGAUAUCUUGUUAUAUGUUACCCUCUACAGUAUAACACAAAUAUGACAUAUAAAAAGGUUGCCACCGUCGUUGUUCUGACAUGGCUAUUUGGUUUUCUUCAAGUCAGCAUUUUGAUAUCAUUGAGUGCCCCUUUAAAGCUGUGUGGGAACAUCAUAAACAAAGUUUACUGUGACAACUACACCAUUGUCAAACUGGCCUGUUUUGACACAACAACAAAUAAUGUUUAUGGACUUCUUAUCACUUUUAUCACAGUGUAUGGACCUACGAUACUAAUCCUUUACACGUACAUCAGGAUCCUUAAAAUGUUUUUUUCUGGCUUUACACAGACCAGACAGAAAGCUGUCAGUACCUGCUCACCUCACCUUGUUACUCUGCUGACCUUUUCUGUUGGGGCUUUCUUUGAAGUUGUACAGAACAGGUUUAAUAUGAACAGUUUACCCAACAUGUUGCACAUUUUUUUAUCAUUAGACUGGCUUACAUGCCAGCCACUCAUCAACCCUGUACUCUACGGACUAAAAGUGACCAAAAUCUGCAUCAUAUUGUGGUCCACAUGA